AUGCACUUUGAAGAACUUGUGAGAGAAGGUCACUGCACAGAAUUCAUCGCAAAGCAGGUCAUCCAGCAUAUUGAAAAUAGAGACACCGCCAAGGAACCGCCCCAGAAGGUCAUAAGGAUUAACACAAUCCUAGCUCACACCAAGGAGUCAGGACUGGCCAGCAAGGAAAAGAAGAGGAAGAUCAAACAUGCCACCAUGAUCUCCCAAAUCUCGACUGACCUUCCACUAGCAGAAGACGAUCCUGCCAUGGUCGACCGAAUCCAUGCAGACGAGGGCAGCGCAGCCAAUAUCCUACAACUGGUAGUCAUCCAGCAGAUGGGCUUGGAGACAAAGAUUAAAAAAUCAGCAAGAUUGCUGACCGGCUUUAAUGAUGCAACAACGGUUACCGUGGGCACGAUAGACCUCGACGUCUACUCCCCGCUUGUAGUCAGCCUGCAAACAUUCAUGGUCAUUGAUGAAGUCUCACCCUACAACCACAUUCUGGGCAGACCAUGGAUUGUCAAGAUUAACGCCAUCACCUCCGCCACACAUCAGAAAAUUCGAUACCCAAUUCCUAGAGGCGGUAUCGGCCAAAUCAACAGCGAUCAAGUAAUGGCGAGGAAAUGCUCCGUCCAAGGGUUGAAGAAAAGCAAAUAA
Molecule: messenger RNA, 636 nt
Organism: Prunus mume (Japanese apricot)
Lineage: Eukaryota; Viridiplantae; Streptophyta; Magnoliopsida; Rosales; Rosaceae
Source: RefSeq, a predicted model, not a curated record